UUGGGAAGAGUGACCGAGCGGAGAUCCAAACUUUUACAAACCGGCGACUUUUUAACUCCUUCAUUUUCAUUCAAUAGGAUUUGUCAGUGUUCUGACGAUCCUUAAACAGUAUUGUUAUUGCUCGAUAUAUUGUUAGAUUUGUUUGAAGAGAACGCUUCUCCUCAUUUUGAGCUUUUUCUUGGAUAUUGUCGAGUGGAGAUUAGUUCACUGGACACAUGCGGAUCACAUUUAUGUGGAUGUAUUUUUGUUAUCAAUAAACGACCUUUAAGCCCAUGGGAGAGAAAGGAUUGACUUUGCGGUCUUUUUGACACGUUUUGGUGGUUUUGUUUUUCGUCUGUGCGAAUCUCUGUGAACGGAAAAACUUCCACCCAACUUUUUUUCUGCUGUUGGUCGUCGUGUGAUCCAGCAGGUGGAGAAACACGAGCCGCUCUUUCAUCAGAGAAAAACAACCUGUUUAAGAUACGUAAACUCGGAUUUCUUCUAAAUUUGCCCAGGAUUUAAUUCGCCUUGGUUGCUCGAAGUAAUUUUAUACAAAGUGAGUCUGGUGGUUGUCAUGGCGUCAUCCUCUGUUAAAGUUGCAGUGCGUGUGCGGCCUUUCAACAGCCGCGAAACAAACCGAGGAGCGAAAUGUGUGAUCCAGAUGCAGGACAAGAGCACCUGUAUUAUUAAUCCCAAACAACCCAAGGAUGCACCCAAGAACUUCACUUUUGAUUAUUCAUACUGGUCACACAGCUCGGAAGAGGACCCGGCCUUUGCAUCUCAGAGGAAGGUGUAUCAGGACAUUGGUGAGGAGAUGCUGCUGCAUGCAUUUGAGGGUUAUAACGUGUGUAUCUUCGCUUAUGGACAGACUGGAGCAGGGAAGUCCUACACAAUGAUGGGCAAACAGGAACCUGGACAGCAAGGCAUCAUACCACAGAUGUGUGAGGAUUUGUUCGGGCAAACGGCAGAUAACACUGACCCUGACCUGUCCUUUUCUGUAGAGGUGUCAUAUAUGGAGAUUUACUGUGAGCGGGUUCGAGACCUGUUAAACCCAAAGAGUCGGGGGUCCUUACGUGUUAGAGAACAUCCUAUAAUGGGCCCUUAUGUAGAAGACCUCUCUAAAAUGGCGGUCACCAGCUACAGUGAUAUCGCUGACCUCAUGGACACUGGCAACAAAGCCAGGACGGUUGCUGCUACAAAUAUGAAUGAGACCAGCAGCCGCUCUCACGCUGUCUUCACCAUCCUCUUCACACAGCACAGGCAUGAUAACAUGACCAACCUGGACACUGAGAAGGUGAGUAAGAUCAGUCUGGUGGAUCUGGCAGGAAGUGAGCGAGCAGACUCAUCUGGAGCCAAAGGCAUGAGGUUAAAGGAGGGAGCCAAUAUAAAUAAAUCUCUCACAACACUGGGUAAAGUCAUCUCAGCCCUGGCAGACAUGCAUGGCACUAAGAAGAGACGCUCUGAUUUCAUUCCCUACAGGGACUCUGUACUCACAUGGUUAUUGAGAGAGAAUCUGGGUGGAAACUCUCGCACGGCCAUGAUUGCUGCUCUGAGUCCAGCAGAUAUCAAUUAUGAGGAAACACUCGGUACUCUCAGGUAUGCAGACAGAGCGAAGCAGAUCAAGUGUAAUGCUGUGGUGAACGAGGAUCCUAACGCACGUCUCAUCAGAGAGCUCAAAGAUGAGGUGAACAGACUCAAAGAUCUCCUACUGUCUCAGGGACUCAGCAACCUCAUCACUGCCUCAGGGUCUGAAACAGGCCGCCCAGCUUUAGUCAUGGCAUCAGGUGAACUUAAUCAGCCCUCGCUCCCAUAUGUACAGAAUAAUUCUGAUGCGUCAAUGGAGGGUGUGACGCCCACCAGCCCCACUGAGCUCAUCAGUGAAGAGGAGGCCGUGGAGAGACUCAAGGAAACGGAGAAGAUGAUUGCCGAGCUAAAUGAAACAUGGGAGGAGAAACUCAGGAAAACAGAGUCAAUACGACAGGAGAGGGAGUCACUGCUGGCUGAGAUGGGUGUGUCCGUAAAAGAGGAUGGAGGAACUGUGGGUGUUUUCUCGCCCAAAAGAACGCCACACCUGGUAAAUCUGAACGAGGAUCCUCUUAUGUCAGAGUGUCUGAUCUAUUACAUUAAAGAUGGUGUGACCAGGGUUGGUCAGGAGGAUGUAGAUAUUCGUCUGAGCGGUCAGUUUAUAAAGGAGCUGCAUUGUGUCUUCUGCAGUGAUGUCAAUGAGAAUAAUGAGGUGGUUGUGACUCUGGAGCCGUUAGUUGGGGCAGAAACAUAUGUCAAUGGCAAACGAAUUACUGAUGGUGUCGUACUCAAACAAGGUAACCGUAUAGUGAUGGGGAAGAACCAUGUGUUCAGAUUCAAUCACCCUGAGCAGGCGCGGUUAGAGAGAGAGCGCAGUGCCACUCAGGAACAGCAGGUGGAGCAAGUGGACUGGAGCUAUGCACAGAGAGAACUGCUGGAGAAACAAGGCAUUGACAUAAAGAAAGAGAUGGAGAAGAGACUUCAGGAUCUGGAGAAUCAGUAUCGAAAAGAGAAAGAGGAGGCCGACCAGCUACUGGAACAACAGCGACUGUAUGCAGACUCAGACAGUGGUGAUGACUCGGAUAAACGCUCCUGUGAGGAGAGUUGGAGACUCAUCUCUUCUCUCAGAGAGAAAUUACCAGCCAACAAGAUGCAGUCUAUAGUGAAGAAGUGUGGUUUGCCUAGCAGUGGGAAGAGGAGAGAGCCGGUCCGAGUGUAUCAGAUCCCUCAGCGCCGCCGCGUACCCGCCUCCCUCGAGUCCAAACACAGACUAAGCUUAGAAGAGCUUCGCACUCAGGCUGUUAAAGAGAUCUGCUAUGAGGUGGCGCUUGGAGAUUUCCGGCACACACCCCAGGAGAUUGAGGCUUUGGCCAUUGUCAGAAUGAAGGAGCUUUGCCGCACAUAUGGCCAAAAAGACCCUCAGGAGAGAGAGAGCUGGAAAAGUGUAGCGAAGGAUGUGUGUGAGACAGUGGGCAUCGGAGAGGAGGAGGGAGACAGGGAGGAGAGGAUGAUGGCCUCAGCUGGAGGAGGAGUAGCAGGGAGUGAGAAAGGAAAGACAGAUAUGGGUGAACUGAAGGCUCAUAUUGAUAAGCUGACUGAUAUACUGCAGGAGGUGAAGCUGCAGAAUAACAUGAAGGAUGAGGAGAUCCGAUCGCUGAGGGAUCGCAUGGUGAAGAUGGAGAAAAUAUUUCCUGUAGGAGUGCAGGAAGAAGAUGAUGAAAUUGGGUUGGAUGCCAGAGGUGAUGACCCGACAGCACAAGGCAACAGACGUGAUGAGGAUUCAGGUUAUCAACGUGGUCGCCACCGCUGGCAGUACCCAGAGAAGUUCCACGACCCCAAACGUCGCAAAGGAACCGGCAAUCAGCCAAACAAUUCCCUUUACACCCCUCCAUCAGGACACUCUCAGAACAUCCCAUCCAGCUCUGCUUCAGGUCGCUUUCCAAAUCCAUCUUUCAAUUCUCAACCCCCUCGCUACCCCAAUGGGCCUUUCUUGCCUGGCACUGGACGGUUCUUACCUCCUCAAGAGAGAAGGCUACAGUUCCCCUUUAAGAAUAACCCCCAACAUAGGGGCUUUUUCUGGGGCCCGUCCACAAACCAAGGCAGUGCCGAAAGUUUAAAGGAUGCAACUGGUCAAAUAUCCUCCAAUACUGAUUCGGUUCACACUUUCGAGUCUUUGCCUCCUCCAAACAAGGGCCAAUGGCCCAACAAUCAUUACCAACAACGCCGCAAUCAUGGCAACAGAGGCUAUGGUAACCGAGGCAACAGGCAGCGACCACGAAACAGAGGACGGAACCCAUUUGAUGGUUAUUUGACCAAUGAGCAGGCUGGGAACGUUGAGCAUAAGGAUGUUGGGGCGAUCCAAGGACAGCGCAAGCAGGGUAGAGCAAGGUACACUUGGUACAAUCCAAAUUUUGGUUCUGACCAGUCUGUUGGAGAUGGUUCUCAAUUGAACUACAACCAACACCAAAGCAGGCAAGGUCUCUACAGACACCCCAACGCACAGUACAACCACUACCAGCCCCCUUAUUUGCAGGACAACACCCCAGAAAUUACCCAAAUUGGGUUUGAAAGCAAUCCCAAUCCAUCUUCUACCCCAGAAUGUAGCACCCCAAUGGAGACCUGAUUUAAUUGCUUCCCCAGAGGUGGCUAAUCAGUGGAUGAUCUGUGGAGUCCAAGGUGUUGUAAAGGGCAGUUCAUGGGAGCCAGUGUAUCACUUGGCGGUAUGUGAUUAAUUUUCUGCUGUUGUUCUUGGAUCAGAUUCAGAGAAACCUUGGAAUUUCCCAUCCCACUGAUGUAUUUCUCGGCCAACAACAACCAUUUUUUAUCUUAUGUUUUGUUAUGGUUUGUUGUAGAACGGUUUUAUAUCAAAAAUGUUGAAGUAACAUGAAGGGAGAACCAUUUUUACAGAAACUUCUUGGUGCAAUAACAUGCAACAAUGUUUUGUACGGUUUGUACGGUAAAAUAUUUAAUGCGCCUGAAUUUCUAUGAACAUAUUGCAGUUUCAUACCUGCACCUACAGUGCUUUAUGAGUGAUAUGUUUAUGUGUGCACAUAUCUGUUUUGUUUUUCAGAUGUAUAUAUAUCCAUUUGUAGGUUAUAUAUUGGAAUUGGAUUCAUUUGUACUUUAUAAUGCACAAUGUAAUGGAAAAUGUAUGUAAUGACCUUUAAAAGUCUGUAAAUUUUGAAAGUUGUGCUGGAUUUUAGAUUAUUUCACACUGUGCCUGCUGAAAAACCAAAGAAUUUGGAAAUACUGCUUUGGGUGCUGCCAUUUUUUAUAAUUUGACAUUUUCCCCACUUUUUCUAUCAUGAUAUUAAUUUCUGAAUUUUUAUUCUUCUUGCAUCCUGGGUUUUUUUUGUUUCCUUGGUUGACAAUUUUAUUGUUUGGAGAUUUUUAACAAAAGAAAUGUGAUAGAUAAUUCUAGGACAAGACUUACUUUAUAGUUAAGUACAAAUAAUGUGGGUGGCAGUGCCUUAUAUAUUAUUUUAUUUUUUUGAGGUACCCUCACUUUGUCUGUUAACCAGGUGAAACAUGAUAAAGCGAAAAAUGCUAAAUCCUCUCACUUCCAUGUUAAGGUGCAUUCACUCUGACAGUGGUUUUAAGUGGAAAAGCGUCUGGAAGUCAUUCAGUGAUGUGAGCGAGUUUCAUUUGAUAACCAACAUGAGCGGCAGUGACGGUUGCUGAUGCGACAAAGUUGAACCAAGUUUAACUUUAUGCAGCUGAGCAAUGGCGUGAAGUAGAGGACUUCCAAUGAGAGUGCAGACAGUGCCGGUCACGUGAUCUGCUUCAUGAUACAGUUGGGUACUGUAGUUGACUUAAAAACCUCCAAUGUUGCAAUUCCUGGCACAGUGAAUGCACCUAUAAUUGGAACUUUUAACCUAACCACCCGCAACAACAAAUUUGCUGGGGUUCUAUUUGUCUUAUCUCAAUGUGUAGUACCACAAUGAAAUCUCAUUAUUCCAAAUUCCCACUCCACAUAGCUCUAUUAAACAUCAGAUAUUUUCAGAUAGGCUGUGAUUUUUGUUUCAUUGCUCAGCAUUCUACUACCUUUGUAGAUGGAACAAUUGCAUCGUGCCUGGUUUGGACAUGGUGUUAUUCCCAUUUUGACUACUUGUAAGUUCUUACCUGACAAUGAUCUGCAACUAAAAAAUGAAUAAUAAAAGAA
Xyrauchen texanus (razorback sucker) is the source of this 5665-nucleotide messenger RNA. RefSeq names its product kinesin-like protein KIF1C. NCBI's taxonomy places the organism in Eukaryota, Metazoa, Chordata, Actinopteri, Cypriniformes, Catostomidae. The transcript has 24 exons. Gene Ontology annotation, biological process: microtubule-based movement. Bases 554 to 4126 code for a protein of 1190 amino acids. The record is from RefSeq and is a predicted model, not a curated record. Gene Ontology annotation, molecular function: ATP binding; microtubule binding; microtubule motor activity.